This is a messenger RNA of Haliaeetus leucocephalus (bald eagle), 614 nucleotides long. It is a transcript of the gene ITPA, whose product is annotated as inosine triphosphatase (nucleoside triphosphate pyrophosphatase). The record is from RefSeq and is a predicted model, not a curated record. Bases 35 to 598 code for a protein of 187 amino acids. NCBI's taxonomy places the organism in Eukaryota, Metazoa, Chordata, Aves, Accipitriformes, Accipitridae. Gene Ontology annotation, cellular component: cytoplasm. Gene Ontology annotation, molecular function: nucleoside triphosphate diphosphatase activity. The transcript has 8 exons. Gene Ontology annotation, biological process: nucleoside triphosphate catabolic process.
UGGGUGUCCCCAUGCCCUGGGGCUGCAGGGAUGGAUGGCUGCAGCUCUGAUGCAGGUCACUCAGAUCCUCGGGGACUCCUUUCCCUACACGCUGGUGGCGAAGAAAAUUGACCUGCCGGAGUACCAGGGGGAGCCGGACGAGAUCUCCGUGCAGAAGUGCCGCGAAGCCGCCCGGCAGAUUCAAGGACCUGUUAUAGUAGAGGAUACCUGCUUGUGCUUCAAUGCCCUGGGGGGGCUUCCAGGACCCUACAUAAAAUGGUUCCUGGAAAAACUCAAACCAGAAGGCCUGUACAAGCUGCUGGCUGGGUUUGAAGACAAAUCUGCCUACGCUCUCUGUACCUUUGCAUUCAGUACUGGAAACCCAGAGGAGCCGGUGAAGCUGUUCAAAGGCCAGACUCAUGGGCUGAUAGUGGAGCCCAGAGGCCCUCGAGAUUUUGGCUGGGAUCCCUGCUUUCAGCCAGAUGGCUACAGCCAAACCUACGCCGAACUGCCCAAGGCAGUGAAGAACUCGAUCUCGCACCGUUACCGAGCACUGAGCGAGCUCUCUGCCUUCUUUCUUCAGAGCAACUCGACAGAGCCCCGCUCUGAUCCCAGCUAGCCCCCCCCCAGGCUGC